CUCGUAAGUUAGACUGCGUGAGGUCAGAAUGUCGCGAUAUUUCACAGUCUUCAUUGCUGUGGUCCUCGCUCUGGAAGGUGUGCUGCAUGGCGUCGGGGAUUUUGUGAAGCUCUGUUUCGUAGAGAAACCUGCAUCAGGACACCUUAGCGGAGACCAGGCGCUAGAGAGGCGAGGCUCUGACGAUGGAGAAUGGACAGAGCACAGCCUCAAAGCUUGGCCUGCCGCCUCUCACCCCUGAGCAGCAGGAGGCGCUGCAAAAGGCGAAAAAGUAUGCCAUGGAACAAAGCAUCAAGAGCGUCCUGGUCAAACAGACGCUUGCCCAUCAGCAGCAGCAGCAGCUAAAUAACCUUCAGCUCCCUAAUUCCCUUCAGAUGGCAUCUUUAACCAUGGCUGGAUUUGGAGAUCCUCUUUCACCCCUACAGUCUGUUGCGGCACAGAGGCAGCGGGCGCUGGCCAUAAUGUGCCGUGUUUACGUAGGCUCAAUAUACUAUGAGCUUGGAGAAGACACCAUUAGACAGGCCUUUGCUCCGUUUGGGCCUAUCAAGAGCAUUGACAUGUCCUGGGAUUCAGUUACACUGAAGCACAAGGGUUUUGCAUUUGUAGAGUAUGAGGUGCCAGAGGCAGCACAGCUGGCUUUAGAACAGAUGAACUCUGUCAUGCUAGGGGGAAGGAACAUCAAGGUGGGAAGGCCAAGCAAUAUUGGUCAAGCCCAACCAAUCAUAGACCAGCUAGCAGAAGAAGCUCGAGCUUUCAACCGCAUCUACGUAGCAUCUGUACACCCAGACCUGUCAGAUGAGGACAUCAAGAGUGUUUUUGAAGCCUUUGGCAGAAUCAAGUCCUGUACGCUUGCACGGGAUCCUACGACAGGAAAACACAAGGGCUACGGCUUCAUAGAAUACGACAAGGCCCAGUCGGCACAGGAUGCCGUUUCUUCAAUGAACCUCUUCGACCUUGGUGGUCAGUACCUGCGAGUAGGCAAAGCGGUCACACCUCCCAUCCCCCUGCUGACGCCGGCCACACCCGGUGGCCUGCCUCCUGCAGCCGCAGUAGCGGCUGCUGCAGCAACAGCCAAAAUCACUGCUCAGAUGGCAUGGAAUCUUUCCACUCCGGAGAAUCGGACAGAAGACUUCCUCAACUGUCUGGAAGCGGUAGCGGGCGCAUCAAUCCUAGGGGCGAUGACCGCGGGCUCUGUGACAUUACCCCAGCAACUAAGUGGCCUACCUCAGGCCGUCAUGGCAGCCCAAGCACCAGGGGUCAUUACAGGCGUGACUCCCGCUCGGCCCGUUCUGCCCCAGGUGGGUCUGGUAAACCCAGUGCUGGCCUCUCCGCCGGUGAUUUCUGCUGCAGUGGCUGCUGCCCAGGAGGCCAAGAAGGAAAAAGAAAAGGAGGAGGAAGAAGCUGCUCAAGACGGCACGGGUCAAGAGAUGCUCAGUGAACAGGAGCAUAUGAGCAUCUCCGGCAGCAGCGCCAGACAUAUGGUCAUGCAAAAACUGCUGAGAAAGCAGGAGUCGACAGUUAUGGUGCUCAGAAAUAUGGUUGGGCCAGAGGAUAUAGAUGACGACCUGGAGGGCGAAGUAACGGAAGAAUGUGGCAAGUUUGGAGCAGUCAACAGAGUGAUUAUUUACCAGGAGAAGCAGGGCGAAGAGGAGGAUGCUGAGGUCAUUGUAAAAAUCUUUGUGGAGUUUUCAGCAGCGUCUGAGAUGAACAAGGCCAUUCAGGCCCUCAAUAAUCGCUGGUUUGGAGGUCGUAAGGUUAUUGCAGAGGUGUACGAUCAGGAGCGGUUUGACAACAGCGACCUCUCUGCAUAGACACGAUCAUCCGCCAGUUCUACGACCCUUUCCCUUGCUUCUGUCUCACACUUACAGAAACAGCUGCUGACCACUUCGCCAAGUGGCGUUGGCCUCUUUUUAACUUGUAAUUAUUUUUUUUAUCGAUGUUGAUAUUAAUAUUAUUAAUGAUUCCUUUUCGGGACAAAGGCAAACAAAUGCUUAUGGAUUUUUGUUCCUUCCCCUCCACUCUUGCCUACUGUGAAGGACUUUUUUUGGAUGUGUUUUGUUUCCUCCUGCCCCACCCAAGUAAUUUUGAUUGGUUGCAACACUUUUCUGUAAUAAAGCCCUUGGUUUCAAAUAGCCUGAACAAUAAAUUCUUUAAAUAUCACAUGUUCUGCAGCCACUCCCCUGAACUCCAAAAAAUGUUUUCAUAUCUGUGAAGUUUCACCAUUAAAAUGUGUUUUAUUAAAAAA
Astyanax mexicanus (Mexican tetra) is the source of this 2242-nucleotide messenger RNA. It is a transcript of the gene puf60a, whose product is annotated as poly-U binding splicing factor a. Lineage: Eukaryota; Metazoa; Chordata; Actinopteri; Characiformes; Acestrorhamphidae. The coding region runs from base 183 to 1808 and encodes 541 amino acids. The record is from RefSeq and is a predicted model, not a curated record. The transcript has 13 exons. Gene Ontology annotation, cellular component: precatalytic spliceosome; catalytic step 2 spliceosome. Gene Ontology annotation, molecular function: RNA binding. Gene Ontology annotation, biological process: alternative mRNA splicing, via spliceosome; mRNA splice site recognition; regulation of alternative mRNA splicing, via spliceosome.